Molecule: messenger RNA, 531 nt
Organism: Acanthoscelides obtectus
Lineage: Eukaryota; Metazoa; Arthropoda; Insecta; Coleoptera; Chrysomelidae
Source: the annotation of a GenBank genome assembly
UUCUAUAACAAAAUAAUCAUUAUAGUGUGGAUAUUUCAUUAAAGCAACGUAUUGGUUAAGUGAAGUGUAUAAGUUUUUGGGCAGGUAUUUUGAGCAAAAUGGCUUCAAAACAUGUUUUAAAAGUGUCUUCUAUUAAUGGUUUCUUGGAUAAUGACAACAGGACAAUAAAAAAGGGAGAAAAUGCGUUAGAAUCUAACCAUGUCAAGAAAAUGCAGUUUGACUCUAAUUUAAUGAUAAUAAGAGGGGAAAUAUUAGCCAGUAUGAAAAAUAAAAGCUAUAAUGUAGAAAUAGGUAUGAUUAUCUUAUCUACUUAUUAUACCGAGAACUGAUUUUUUCUUGUAGAGUUGAAAAAGUGUGGCGAUAUUCAAUCGGCAAGAUGUAAUUGUCCAAAAGGAAUAAAAUGUCAUCACAUUGCAGCUUUGGCAGUUUUUGGGCAUUACAAUAUCUCAGUAACAGAUAUAGCUUGUUUAUGGAAUGCCCCAGCUAAACCUAAGUCUGAGCCGGUCAGUGGCGGUUCCACUGUAGGAGCAC